AUGGCUACCAUUACGAUUUUGCUAAUCUGUUCCAUCGUGCUUAAUCUGUUGCUAUUUGCUAGCAUCUACUAUCAUGGCGGAUGGGGGGGAAGCUGGACUGAAACUGCAGCUGCGCAAGCUAAGUUUGUGGCAUCAAUUUCAUGUUCAGGACACGGGAGAACUUUCUUGGAUGGAUCAAUCCUUGAUGGAAAACCUGUUUGUGAGUGCAAUGCUUGCUAUGCAGGCCCUCACUGCUCUGUUUUGUUACCGGGAUAUAGUGGAGAUCCUAUGUUCUUGGAGCCCUUCUGGGUGAAUCAUGCUGCUAGUAGCACCAUCGUGGUUCCCGGAUGGCAUCGGAUGAGCUACGAAUUCAACAAUGGCUCACUCCUCUUGAAACAACUCGAAUCCGAAAUCCGUAGACUUCAUGCAGUUGUCAGAAACGCGGUGACCGAUGGAAGAUACAUCGUAAUCGGUGGCGGUGCUACUCAACUUCUUCAUGCGGCCAUGCAUUCCCUCUCCGACUAA
Hibiscus syriacus is the source of this 504-nucleotide messenger RNA. RefSeq names its product tryptophan aminotransferase-related protein 4-like. The record is from RefSeq and is a predicted model, not a curated record. The transcript has 2 exons. Gene Ontology annotation, molecular function: carbon-sulfur lyase activity. The coding region runs from base 1 to 504 and encodes 167 amino acids. NCBI's taxonomy places the organism in Eukaryota, Viridiplantae, Streptophyta, Magnoliopsida, Malvales, Malvaceae.